Molecule: messenger RNA, 3706 nt
Organism: Corticium candelabrum
Lineage: Eukaryota; Metazoa; Porifera; Homoscleromorpha; Homosclerophorida; Plakinidae
Exons: 20
Coding region: 22-3549 (1175 amino acids)
Molecular function (GO): protein binding
Source: RefSeq, a predicted model, not a curated record
UGUAUUUGUACAGAAAAAACGAUGGCAUUCAGAGGCAAGUUUGAUGACUUGCUAAAUCCGAUGGAAAACGAAGUCAAGGCUUGUCUUGCCGACACGAAGAGAUUGUCACCAAAGUUUCGUGACCUCGUCUCACAUUUGCAAAAGAAAGCGCGCGCUGUCGCUAAAGACAUCCAAGUUUCUCUACCGAGUCCGGUCAAGACCGACCACAGCAACAAGUUUCGUGAUUUGUUGACCAUAGCCACGAAGAAACUGCGUCGACUGGCUAGGAUUCCUAGACGUAGUCUCGAUGAUUCGACGUUGGAAAGGCUGCAAACGAGUUUGGACGACUUGGACAAUUUGCAGUUUCGCGUGAGGAACCAGCAUGGAUCCUCUUGGACUGUCGCAGGCAUGUUUACAGAUGCGAAGGCGAAGAAGUUUUGGUGUGAUUCGUUUGGAAACAAGGAAGCUCAAGUAGAGUGGGACACGUGGCUGUCAGCAUACAAGAAGUCUCACCGACUUGGAAAGGACGCCGAACUCAUUAUCAAAGCGUUUAUUGGAGUCGCGGGAGGAAAGUUUGUCACAGCUUCGAAGAUGAACGAUGCGUGCGAUACAUUCGGAUUUCCGUUUGAAGGAGUAAAAUCCUGUCGUGAAUCAGAUUGUCGAUGCACGAAAUUUAAGGAAAAGAAGUGGGGUCUGAAAAAGACGUUAACCGAGGAAGAGAGAAAUAUUUGCAUGGAUUGCAAACAUGCAAAAGACAAACAUUAUGUUUUAGAAACGCUUGAUGAAGAAUCAAAAAGUCGAGAUCAUCAUAGGUCGUUUGGUGGAAGUAUCAAAGACAGACAGUUGCUGAUUGAUAGAACAACUGGUUUGGGAGCACUCCAGAAAAGUAUUUUGCAAGAAAAUGUUGAGUUGGCAAGAAAGAUAAUUCAAGAGACAAAUGAUAGCGAUGAAAGAGAUGACAAUGGUUCUACUGCUCUACACACAGCCGCAGGAUUUUGCAGUGCCGAUGCUGUAAAGCUACUUCUUGAGCAUAGUGCUAGUAGUAAAGCGUUUGACAAGAAAGGUGUGGCUCCAGUUCACGUUGCUGCGAGAACGGGAAAUCUGCCUGCGUUGAAAGUUCUGGUGUCUCAUGAUCACUCUAGUGCUGAGCUGAAAGACAAAACGGCAAGUGAAGCCACUCCAUUGCAUCAUGCAGCAGAGGAGAAUCGCGUAGAUGUGAUGGAGUUUUUAGUCUCACAAUGUGGUGUUAACAUCAACGCAGGAAACAAAACAGGCGAAUCUUCAGUGUUAGUAGCUUCUUCUGCUAAUAACCCGGAAUACAUUGCAGCAGCUGUAAAACUGGGUGCUGAGCUGACUUCCAGAAGUAAUCGCGGUGCAUCUCCAAUGGAUGUAGCAACAAAAGCGGAUUCUAUUCCAUGUAUUGUGGCAAUUGGUGAACACGCUCCUAAAGCAGCCACAGCUGUAAACAAUGCCGGCGAUUCUCCACUGAGCUAUUGUCUCACGGGUGAAAGCGUCGACGCGUUAGUCGACCUGGGAGCAGAUCCUUGUCACAAGAACAAAGCGAGACGGACACCUCUACAUGCAGCCGCUGCUGACCCAGAUAGAUAUGAAGCAGCAUGCAGGCUUGUUGCAAGAGGUGCAAAUGGUGAUGUCAAAGAUGAGGAAGGCAAGACACCAUUACACAUUGCAACUUUGGUGAACAACACAAGAGUGGUUGAUUUACUCACUGACGAAGCAAAAGCUGAUGUCAACGCACAAGACAAAGAAAAAAAGUCUUCACUUCUAAUUGCUCUUGAUCGUAAAUUUGAGGCGUUGUCAGAAAAACUUCUUCUCAAGGGAGCAAACGCUCAAAUCUCGGAUACAAAAGGAUUGACUGCUCUUCAUUACGCUUCAAGAAAUGGCUACGAAGAGAUUUCAAAAAUGUUGUUAGAUGCAGGAGUAGUGGUUAAUGCUCGUGACCUUGAAGGAAAGACACCUCUACAUUACGCAGUGGUUAGUAAUCCUCAACUAGCCAAGUUGCUCGUUGAAGAGGGUGCGGACAUGUUUAUACGUGACGCACAAGGAGAUACUGGUCUCGCACUGUCUCGAAAGACUGGCCAACCUCUUAAGAGUCUAACGAACUUAGAAACAGAAAUUCUUGACUUUACAGAGGCAACGAAAGAUGAGCUCGCAGCGCAAUCAGGUCCAAUUUGUCCAUCAAAGUGUUUUGCCGAUGGGCCAGGUUUGAAAGGAGGAUAUGUGAAUACAAGGUACAGCUUUAGUGUGUUUACUUGUGACGAGAACGGAAAGUUGCAAACUGCCGGAGGAGCCCCGUUGGUCAUUCAAAUCAUUCUAGCUGACACCAAGUCAAACAUCACUGCCACACCUGGCCAAACAGAGAACAGACGUCUGAUAAUAGCAGAUAACAUGGAUGGAACGUAUUCUGUCGCCUUCGAAUUAGCAAACGUUGGUUCACACCAAUUUCACAUCCUAAUUGGGGAAAAGCCAGUUCGUGGAUCUCCAUGUGCUGUGCCUCUGCAACAAUUCGUUGCUCCUGCGCCACCUGUUAUCAGUGCCACAAACUAUAAACCUGCAGAUUAUGCAGAUGACAAAAUCCAGUUUGCAAAAAAUGAAGGAAUCGGGCAAGUUGACAUUGCAAUUGUUUGCGACACCACUUCAAGCAUGGGACCUGAAAUCAAGACUGCCCAGAAGUUAAUGCAAGAUCUCAUAGACUCCAUCAAUGAUGAGCCUCUUUGCAGCGACUUGAGAUUGUCUAUUAUUGCUUUCAGAGAUCAUCCACCAGAGGAGACUACAUACGUGACUCAAGUUUGGCCGUUGACGUCAAACAUUGGCACUGUUAAGAGAGCUGUCAAUAGUCUUAGAGCCAAAGGAGGUGGCGACCCACCAGAAGCCGUCGCAGACGCGCUAAAAGAAGUCGUCGAUCUCAACUGGGACGAAGCCCAACGGCCGCACGCCGUUCGAAUGGUUGUAUUGAUUGGAGACGCUCCACCGCAUGGUAUGAUCGGUAUAAAAUGCCCAGACAAUUUCCCGAAAGGUUGCCCGGUUGGUCACGAUUGGCUUAUCUUAGCAGAACAGUGUCGCUCUAAGAAGAUCAACAUUUACACGGUUUUGUGCCGAAAUUACGCCAGAACUGCACAAGCCUUCAACGCAAUAUCAGUAUCUUCGGGCGGACAAUGCUUUCAAAUCCGAUCUGAAAGCGACAACGCUGAAAUCAUCAAUUUGACAAAACUGCACGUUCAUGUUUUGUUGGACCAUCAGCUCACGACCAGUACAGUGUCAGACGUUAUUAUCAAAAAUCCAUUGGCGGAAAGCACGUUUGAGGGACGUCUUGAACGCGUCAAAGAGGAACUGUCUUCUAUAGGCUUUACUGUCCGACGAUUGCAAACUGCGGAAGGUGUAGCCACUAUUGAAAUCAGGUCAGUCAUCGAGGAGGACGUUCACAAGGCGCUAGAAGACCUCAAAUCAUGUGAGCGCCUUGUCAACACCAAACGAGAUCGAGCCCUGAUGGAUCACAUGGGAAAGAAGCUCUACGCUCUGCGAAAAAUUCAAGGAAGUUUUUUUUCUACUUAGAACGAGACAAAUCUGACACUAUUACACUAACAUUUAUGCUGACGUAUUACCUUGUUUGUAUCUUUAUAUGUUUAUUGUUGUUACUGUUACUGUUAUUGUUAUUGUUAUUGUUACUGUUGUCAUAAAUAUGCGUGGUGCAUAGCUAUAGAGUAUGUAA